UCUCAGCUACGUACCUGUACCAUUGGAACCUUUGGUUGUUCCUAAAACCCAUAUCCUCACAGCACCAGAAUUUCCAACAAGAUGGCUUUGGAUAUCCUCCUCUCAUGGUCAACCGAGCCAUUUACAAUCGCAGCCACGUUGUUGUUUUUCUUAUUCCUUCUUUUCUGGUCACUUAAGAGAAGAAGCCACACUUACACACCCACAAAGGCAACACCGCCUCCGGAAGCUGGUGGUGCAUGGCCUUUGAUCGGCCACCUCCACCUUUUAGGUGGUUCCCAACCACCUCACAUCACGCUGGGUAAUAUUGCUGAUAAAUAUGGACCCAUCUUCACCUUGCGUUUAGGUGUUCACCGAACUCUGGUUGUGAGCAACUGGGAAAUGGCUAAAGAGUGUUUUACCGUAAACGACAAAGCGUUUGCUACUCGUCCCAAAACUCUAGCCAAUGAAAUUUUGGCCAAAAACCACUUUGGUUUCGUACCCUACGGUUCAUAUUGGCGUGACGUGAAAAAGAUAGCCACAGUGGAGGUCCUUUCCGCCAAACGAACGGAGAUGCUGAAGCAUGUGAUGGAAUCGGAGGUGAAGGCAGCAAUGAAAGAUAGCUAUGAUUCUUGGGCAAAGAUGAAGGAGAGUGGUACUGAAAAAGUGGUGGUUACUGAGAUGGAGAAAUGGUUUGCGGACAUAACACUGAAUGUGGUGUUCAGAACGGUGUUAGGAAAACGCUUAGUUGCGAGAAUGGGUAGUGAUCGGGAUGAGGAAGAGAACAAAAAUAUUCGGAAGGUAUUUAGGGAAUUCUUUCGUCUCAUGGGGUUAUUUACUAUUUCUGAUGCUCUACCAUAUUUAAGAUGGUUGGAUUUGGAUGGUGAGGAGAAGAAAAUGAGAAAAACAUCUAAAGAAUUAGAUGACUAUGCUACGGUUUGGCUUGAGCAACACAAACAAAAGAGAAAGAAUAAUGGUUCAGGGGAAUGAAAAAAGGGUGAAUAUGACUUUAUGGAUGUGUUUCUUUCCAUGGUCGACGAUGAAGGUUUCCACGGUCAUGAUGGUGAUACCAUAAUAAAAGCGACAUGUCUGCAAACAGCCAUGGGAGAAGUAGUAGACUCUGCUUUCAUCCAAGACAUAGAACACAGGCCAAAGCUUUCCAUCAUCAAAGCUGAGGGCAUUCCUGUUAUCGACCUCUCUCCAAUAACCCACCAAACAGUUCCAGACCCAUCUGCCAUUGAAGGCUUAGUGAAGGAGAUUGGAGCUGCAUGCAAGGAAUGGGGCUUCUUCCAAGUUACAAACCAUAGUGUUCCCCUGAGUCUGAAGCAGAAGAUUGAUAAAGCAUCAAGAGAGUUCUUUGCGCAGAGUUUGGAAGAGAAGAGGAAGAUAUACAGAGAAGAGACUAAUUCAACAGGAUAUUAUGAUACAGAGCACACAAAGAAUGUCAGGGAUUGGAAGGAAGUGUUGGAUUUUCAAGCCAGAGAUCCCACUUUGGUCCAUGUGACUUAUGAUGAACAUGAUGAUAGAGUCACACAGUGGACAAAUAAAUUCCCUCAUUGCCCUCCAAAUUUCAGAGCUUUAGUAGAAGAGUACAUUCAAGAGAUGGAAAAGCUGGCCUUUAUGUUGAUGGAGCUUAUAGCUUUGAGCCUAGGGCUUGAAGCAAAGAGGUUUGAGGAAUUUUUCAUCAAAGAUCAAACCUCCUAUUUAAGGUUCAACCACUAUCCUCCUUGCCCUUGCCCUGACCUAGCUCUUGGCGUCGGUCGACACAAGGACUCUGGUGCGUUAACAAUUCUUGGCCAAGAUGAGGUUGCAGGGCUUGAAGUGAAAAAUAAAGCAAAUCAACAGUGGGUCAGAGUGGAACCAUCCCCAGAUGCUUAUAUCAUCAAUGUUGGUGAUAUUAUUCAGGUUUGGAGCAAUGAUGCCUAUGAGAGUGUGGAACAUAGAGCGAUGUUAAACUCUGAGAAACAAAGGUAUUCCAUUCCAUUCUUCUUCUUCCCUUCACAUGACACUGAAGUCAAGCCUUUGGAUGAGCUGGUAAAUGAGCAAAACCCUUCAAAAUAUAGGCCAUAUAAAUGGGGCAAGUUUCUUGUCUACAGAAAAAGCACAAAUUUCAGGAAAAGAAAUGUGGAGAACCUUCAAAUUGAUCAUUUUAGGAUAGCUUGAAGAUUGUACAAUAGCGGUGUAGUUCAGAAUAUGCUUGGAAGUCUGUAAUAAUGUGCUGCAGUGUAGUUCAGAAUAUGGUUGAUCCAAUAUUCCAAUGACAAUGUUUCUGACAUGAGUGACUUCAAUCGAGUAUAUUAGUAGGGUCCAUUGUGCAUGAUCCUUGUGGAGUAUAAACUAUUCCUUCAAUUAAAAGUAGUAAGCUUUCUCCAUCAUCAUUUGUCUAAAAUUGGAGGAAGGAACUAACAAUUUCUACUCCAUUCUGUUUAUGAAAUCUAUGUACAUCAAAUCAUAAUUGAAUUUUACCUAUGAUUAAACAAAAGUGUGUCCAAAAUUAGUUUCUGGAACUUUUUCGAACGGCGUUAUGUUGGGCUUCUGAGUCUGAAACCAAUAAACAAUGAAUUGGCUGCAAGUGUUAACUAAUCCAGAUGACAAUUCAGUUAGCAGAUUAGCUCAGUUAGAGAGUAAACCAAAUCUGUUAGGCAGAAGAAAGCAAGCUUUUGAAUGUUAGUUUGUGAUUCAGUUAUCGUUGUGUAUGAAUAGUUACAAAGAUUAAUAAUAUUUAGUUCUUCCAUGACAAUGGAGUUGGAAAUGAAGAAAUAUGAAUUUGUUGAUGGUUCUAUCCCUGCACCUGAUUCUAGUGCUCCUCUUCAUACUGCUUGGAAAGAUUGCAAGACUUUGGUUCUCUCUUGGUUGAAUUACUCGGUUUGCCCUGAGGUUGCAACCAGCACUAUAUGGAUUGAUACAACUGUCAAUUGUGUGCUGAUUUCUACUCUGUGAACAUGGAGAUUUAUCAGUUACAUCUUAUUUCACAAAACUCAAGAUUUUGUGAGAUGAGUUGUGUAAUUUUCAUCCUAUUCCAUCAUGUCAAUUUACUAUCGCAUGCUGUUGCAAUGCUUCUUAUAAGACUGUACAGAAUUAUUGGGACAUUGACUGUGUCAUUGUUUUCUACAAGGAUUGAAUGAAUCUGUUUCUUCGGUUCGAUCUCACAUUCUUAUGCCAGAUCCUCUACCUUUUCUGAAUAAGGUUUUUCCCUUCAUCAUUCAACAAGAAUUUGAGUUCAGUACCGAGGUUUAUUGCCACUUCUCCCACAAUCAAAUCCAACUUCCAUUUCUCAUGUUUCAAAUCUUGUUAGUGCUCAUAAUGUCACUACUUCUCCCAGUUCUUCAAGUAAAUCUUCUUACCCUUGGAUAUUGGAUUCUGGAGCCAAUGACCACAGCACCCUUUCUGUCUGUCUCCUAAAUGGCCAAAUCUCUAUGGCAAGUGGCACUAAUUAAUUGACUGGUCUCAUACUCCUCACUAAUGUCUACAACCCAAUCACGUAUUUCCAAAACUGAAUCCACGGGAGAUGAAGAUAUUUGGAGAGAAGAUAAAUGUUAGGAACUCCCUUUUUUAAAACACAUUCCAACACACUUUUUGUUAUUUUUAAAAAAGUGAGACAAAUGUGUUGAUUUUUGUAAAUAUAAAUCAACCACAAUGAGUACCUUUGUGUAUGUCUUUAGAAGAGUGUUAGUACCUUCGGAAGAAUAAAAACAUUGUGAGCGAUAGAGGAGAUGAAAAUAGAUGGGGCAGUGGCACAGAGAGAACACAAUUCAGUUUUAAAUUCUCAUUGAUGCCUAAUUUAUAGAAUGAUCAAACAUGUAUUUAUUAUGUCAAUAUAAAUAGUAAUGGAGGCGUUUACCCUUAGUUUAAUUAUUGUGAAUAACUUUCUAGAUGAUGAUUUGUGCUUGAGCGGUUCAUUAAACCCGAUAGCUUUGCUUGCGCUUAUCAUUGGAUGAGUUAAGACUUUAUUUAUUCGCCCUAAUCAACCAACAUGACAUUCACUUAUUUUUCCUAUGGGUCGACCGGGAGGAUGGUAUUGACUUAGUGGCGCCAUUUAGACCGACCAUAACAAUAGACUAAAAAUUAUGAGGAGAAGCUUAUAUGGAUACUGAAUACUUCAUUUGUACAAGACCUUACCUAAUGAGUUAACACUUGCUUUGAUUUCUUUCCUCCUCUAAUAGAUGAGGCCAUCUAACAAACACGGCCAACUUCUGAGAACAUAACAGAAACAAGACCCGAUUCAAUG
This is a messenger RNA of Lotus japonicus, 4204 nucleotides long. RefSeq names its product protein DMR6-LIKE OXYGENASE 1-like. Gene Ontology annotation, molecular function: dioxygenase activity. The transcript is spliced from 4 exons. Lineage: Eukaryota; Viridiplantae; Streptophyta; Magnoliopsida; Fabales; Fabaceae. The record is from RefSeq and is a predicted model, not a curated record. Bases 988 to 2139 code for a protein of 383 amino acids.